This is a messenger RNA of Lactuca sativa (garden lettuce), 644 nucleotides long. Its product is annotated as Signal recognition particle, SRP9/SRP14 subunit. The record is from RefSeq and is a predicted model, not a curated record. Gene Ontology annotation, cellular component: signal recognition particle, endoplasmic reticulum targeting. Gene Ontology annotation, biological process: SRP-dependent cotranslational protein targeting to membrane; negative regulation of translational elongation. NCBI's taxonomy places the organism in Eukaryota, Viridiplantae, Streptophyta, Magnoliopsida, Asterales, Asteraceae. Gene Ontology annotation, molecular function: 7S RNA binding.
CCCAAAUCAACGGUUCUGUUCAAUUACUAGGGGACUAAAUUUGUGGUUACUCUUAAGAAAACCCCCUUCGAAUAUUUUUCAGAAAUUCUCGCGACCCCCUGGAUCACCGCCGUCGAGGGUUGCAGGGAUUUAUAGUCUACUCCGCCUACACACAUAAUUUUGAAGAUCGGAACAAUGGUGUACAUUAUAUCGUGGGACGAUUUUGUCGAAAGAUCCGUCCAGUUGUUCCGCGCUAGUCCGGAAAAAACUCGUUAUGUGAUGAAAUACAGACAUUCUGAAGGUAAAUUGGUUCUCAAGGUCACUGAUGACAAAGAGUGUCUCAAGUUCAAAACAGAUCAAGCACAAGAUGCCAAGAAGAUGGAGAAACUUAACAACAUUUUUUUUACUCUCAUGGCUCGUGGUCCUGAAACUGAUAUAACAGAAGUGACAGGAAAAGAACAAACAGCACAGCCUCCAAAGAGAGGAAGAGGAAGGAAGCAAUAGGAAAUAGGAAUUGCCUUUUGAUUCUUCUUGCUUUUCUGGACUUGUCAAUGCAAUGCUUUAUUUUUACUUUUUAUAAAACACCACUUCCCCAUAUUUACAGAUUGUAAUUUUGACUUGUAUGAAUUUAGAUUAUAAUUUGGACUUUUGGUUGCUUUUUUGCA